GCCACGGGAGAGAUCCGACUCAGCGAAGUCGCCGCAAACUUGGCUCGAGACGGACCCUUCGCUGUUUACCGAUGCGCGUGUCACACCGGCAUACAAAGUGACCCCGCGUUGCGCAUUCGAUCACUUCGCGCUGGGCUACUAACGCAAGCAAAUCAUGGGAUGUUUAUGAGAGUAGGCACUUUUUGGACUUGCAGAGGAGCUCGUAAUAGUUUCAACAUCUGUAACCUCUGAAACAAAGACGUGUCAUAUCUUCGAGUGGAGAAAGUGUGUCUGUGUUUUAGAGAGAGAGAGAGAGAGAGACAGAGAGAGAGAGAGAGAGAGAGAGAGAGAGAGAGAGAGAGAGAGAGAGAGAGAGAGAGAGAGAGAGAGCGAGCUCUGGAACCUGGAUAAAUUUAAAAUUCACUGAGAUGGAAUAAGAGCUAACUGCAGCUAAAUUAGUUCUAAUUCUUAUGAGUUCCCUUUGGCUUAUGGAAUAAUAUAGGCCAUGGACAACUUUUUCACAGAGGGCUCUCGGGUGUGGCUAUGGGAAGAGGACCAGUAUUGGCCCAGCACAGUGGACUCCUGUUCUGGUGGAGUGGUGGUGUUCCGCACAGACUAUGGACAGGUAUACACCUAUAAGCAAAAUGCCUUGAGCAGACAAAGAGUGUAUGAGAUGCAGAGGAGCAGUGUGUAUGGGGUAGAGGACAUGGCAUCACUGCAGGACCUGCAUGAGGGGGCCAUUCUACACAACCUGCACUUGAGAUACACAAAGAACUCUAUAUAUACAUAUAUUGGUUCGAUAUUAGCAGCAGUAAACCCAUACCGGCAGCUGCAGGAGCUGUACAAUGUUUCGGCUGUUGAACGCUACAGUCGUCAUCACCUGGGAGAAAUCCCCCCUCACAUCUAUGCCAUCGCCAACGAGUGCUACCGGUCACUGUGGAAACGCAGCAACAAUCAGUGUGUGCUGAUCAGUGGGGAGAGUGGCGCAGGUAAGACAGAAAGCACUAAGGUGAUUCUGCGCUUUUUGUCAAUGAUGAGUCAGCAGAGUCUAGAACUUUCUGUCAGAGAAGCAUCAUCACAAGUGGAGGAGGCACUCUUAGAGAGCAGUCCUAUAAUGGAGGCGUUUGGCAAUGCUAAGACAGUGUAUAAUAAUAACUCCAGCCGCUUUGGGAAGUUCAUCCAACUUCACUUCAGCCACCGGGGGAACAUACAGGGAGGAAAGAUCGUCGACUACCUAUUGGAGAAGAAUCGUGUUGUGCGUCAGAAUCCAGGAGAGCGGAACUACCACAUCUUCUAUGCUUUGCUAGAAGGAACCAGUUUGGAACAGAGGGAGGCCUUCUCUCUCCUGCCAGCUGAACAUUUUCAUUACUUGAGCCAGUCUGGCUGUGUGAGGGACCACACCAUCAAUGACACACAAACCUUUCAAGAAGUGCUAAAUGCCCUGCAGACGAUGCAAUUUGGGGAGGAGAGUAUCCGUGAGGUUUUAAGACUUUUGGCUGGAAUUCUGCACCUGGGCAACAUAGAAUUUCUCACGGCUGGAGGAGCCCAGGUCUCGUCUAAGACAGCUCUUAGCAGUGCUGCAGAGCUGCUGGGGUUGGACUGUACUCAGUUGGCGGAAGUUCUGACUCACAGAUCAAUGAUUCUCCGAGGAGAAGAGAUCAACACCCCGCUUACUGUUGAACAGGCGGUAGACUCACGUGACUCCAUGGCAAUGGCCCUUUACUCUCAGUGCUUCACCUGGAUAAUCGGCAAGCUCAACAAGCGCAUCCAUGGCAAUGACAACUUUAAGUCUAUCGGCAUCCUGGACAUCUUCGGCUUUGAAAACUUUGAGGUGAACCGGUUUGAGCAAUUCAACAUUAACUAUGCCAAUGAGAAGCUUCAGGAGUAUUUCAAUAAGCACAUCUUCUCACUGGAGCAGCUGGAGUACCACAGGGAAGGACUAGUCUGGGAUGAUGUUGACUGGAUGGAUAAUGGAGAAUGCCUGGAUCUUAUAGAGAAGAAACUUGGCCUGUUGGCUCUAGUGAAUGAGGAGAGUCAUUUCCCCAAAGCUACUGAUGCUACACUGCUGGAGAAACUCCAUAGCCAACACUCCAAAAACCCUUUCUACACAAAGCCUCGGGUUGCUGUGCACUAUUUUGGAGUAAAACAUUAUGCAGGAGAGGUGGUGUAUGAUGUGAGAGGGAUCCUGGAGAAAAACAGAGACACUUUCAGAGAUGACAUUCUCAACUUAUUCAUGGAGAGCAGGUUGGACUUUGUGUAUGACCUUUUCGAGAGGAUGAGUAGUAGGUGUGGGCAGGACAUGAUGAAGAGCAUCUCACAGCACCGCAGGCCGACGGUCAGCUUGCAAUUUAAGAAUUCUUUGCACUCCUUGAUGUCCACCCUUAGCAUGUCAAACCCUUUCUUUGUGCGCUGCAUCAAACCAAACAACAACAAGAUGCCAGAUCAUUUUGAUCAUUCCCUGGUGUUGAACCAGUUGCGGUAUUCUGGGAUGUUAGAGACAGUGAGGAUCCGGCGAGCCGGCUUCCCUGUUCGGAGAACCUUCCAGGAUUUCUGCGCCAGAUACUAUGUGCUGAUGAGGGGUGUGGCCAUGUGUGAUGAUUUCAAGGAGUCAUGUCUCCAUUUGCUUCGCCUAUUGGACAGCAGCAAUGCAGAAUGGCAGCUGGGAAAGACAAAGGUGUUCCUGAGGGAGAGUCUGGAGCUGCGAUUGGAAAAGAAGAGGGAAGAGGAGGUGCUUAAGGCUGCAGCCAUUAUACAGGCCCAUAUAUUGGGCUACAGGGCACGGAGGCAGUACAGGCAGUUGCUGCAGUCUGUGGUGGUGAUCCAGAAGAACUGGAGGGCACUAUUCUGGCGUAAGCGCUUCCUGAUGCUUCGCUGGGCCUCGGUUACGCUCCAGAAAAGGGUCAGAGGACAAAGGGCACGGCAGUUGUACGCACGUCUCCUGGAGCAGAGGAGGAGGAGGAGGGAGGAGGAAGAGAUGAGACGAAGACAGAAGGAGGAGGAGCUGGAGAGGGAGAGACUGAGGAUGGAGGCCGAGCAGAUGGCUCAAGAGUUUGAUAUCACUUGCACACAGGCAGAGGAGGCACGGAAAGCAGAGGAGGCCCAGUGGGAGAGGGAGGAAUUUCAGCAGAAGAGAGAGGAGGAAGCUCUCCGGCAUCAGCAGUCGGUGCUCCCGGCGGUGCCACCUGAGUGGAUGUCCAAGGAUGAGCAGCUGUCUGAGGAGGGGGUGCGUCCACAUGAGGUGUCACAGGUGGAGGAGAUCCUGCGUCUGGAGCGGGAGAUCGAGGGCCUGAGGCGGCAGAAGGAGUCGUGGGAGCAGAGCCUGACGGCGCAAUCAUUAGCCCGGCUGCAGAGCCUGCGUGACCAGGAGCUGCUGCGGCUGGAGGAGGAAGCCUGCAGGGCGGCGCAGCAGUUCCUCUCCUCCCUCAACUUCCAUGAGAUCGACGAGUGCGUGCGCAACAUCGAGAGCUCACUAGCACUGCAAGAAGGUGUGGCCAGCUCCAGCAGGGUGGUGCCGAGGGCAGAGGAUGAGGAGGAGGUAGACGAAGGCUUGGGUGUGGAUGAGGAAGGGUUUAAAGACUCACCGAACCCUAGCGAGCAUGGCCACUCAGAUGGGCAGCGCACCAGCGGGAUCCGUACCAGUGACGAUUCAUCCGAGGAGGACCCCUAUGCCAAUGACCGAAUGCCCCCGGCCCUGGCACCGCCCACAAACAUGACAUUGGCCUAUCACAACCCACCAUGCAGCAGGGACAUUGUUUACUGCCGGACCCAGGAGGAGGAGGGGGUGGAACUGAUUCCACCAGAUGAGGACUCGGAUUACGACGCUGAUGAAUAUGAUGAAGGUGGCAUCAUCAUGCCUCCCAGUAUGCCUCUCUCGCUGUCUCACAGUGGCCACUGGUCCCUUGAUCAUCGCAGCUCCUUGGCAACGAGUACGAGUGCUAGUUCAGGGGCUUACAGGUUCAGUUCUGAGGGAGCACAGUCAUCAUUCGAUGACAGCGAUGACGACUUUGACAGGCUUGAUACGGAUGAUGAGUCUUCAUACCGACGGAAUUCCGUGUACAGUUGUGUGACACUACCCUACUUCCACAGUUUCCUCUAUAUCAGAGGUGGCCUGCUGAACCCGUGGAAGCGGCGCUGGUGCGUGCUGAAGGACGAGACCUUCCUGUGGUUUCGGAGCAGGCAGGAGGCUCUGAAGCAGGGCUGGAUGCUCAAAAAGGGUGGAGGCUCCUCCACGCUCUCCCGCCGCAACUGGAGACGCCGCUGGUUUGUCCUCCGCCAGAGCAAGCUCAUCUACUACGAUAACGAUGCCGAGGAGAGGAUGAAGGGCAUGCUGGACAUGCAUGAAGCCAAAGAGAUCAUUGAUAACACAGGGAAAGAAAAUGGAAUAGACAUUGUGAUGCCCGAGAGAACAUACCAUCUUAUAGCAGACACAGCAGAAGACGCCAGCCACUGGUUCAGUGUGCUAAGUCAGGUGCAUACCUCCACUGAACAGGAAAUUAGAGAGAUGCAUGAUGAACAGGCUAACCCACAAAAUGCUGUGGGCACACUGGAUGUAGGCAUGAUUGACUCUGUGUGCGCCUCAGACAACCCAGAGAGGCCCAACUCCUUUGUGGUCAUCACCGCUCACCGUGUUUUGCACUGUAAUGCAGAGAGUCCCGAAGAGAUGCACCACUGGAUCGCCCUCCUGCAGCGCUCCAAAGGUGACACGCGUGUCCAGGGCCAAGAGUUCAUCAUCAGGGGCUGGCUACAUAAGGAGAUGAAGGGCAGUAGUCGUGGAAACCUGAAGCUAAAGAAACGUUGGUUUCUACUUACCCAUAAUUCCCUAGACUACUAUAAGAGUUCAGAGCGGAAUGCUCUCAAACUUGGCUCUCUGCUCCUAAACAGCCUGUGUUCCGUGCUGCCUCCUGAUGAGAGAGUAUACAGAGAAACUGUAGGUUACUGGAGUAUGAUAGUGUUUGGCCGUAAGCACUCCUAUAAGCUGUACAGUAAGCUGCAGAAUGAAGUCUGUCGCUGGGCCAGUGCUGUGCAGAAUGUCAUCGAUACCAAACCACCCAUAGACACCCACACACAACAACUCAUCCAGGACAUUAAGGAGAACUGUUUAAAUUCAGAGGUUGUGGAUCAGAUUUACAAGAGGAACCCAAUACUGCGCUACACACACCAUCCUCUUCACACACCACUACUGCCUCUACCCUAUGGAAAUGUCCACUGCAGCUAUGAAAGGGGGCAGAGCUACAGCACUUUGCAGGCGGAAGCUCUGAAGCUCUUUAGCACUCUUCAUCAGCUGGAAGGAGUGGCUGACCCAGUGCCAAUCAUCCAAAGCCUUCUGCAGACAGGUCAUGAUCUUCGACCUUUGCGGGAUGAACUCUACUGCCAACUCAUCAAGCAAACGACAAGCCCUCCUCAGCCAGGCAGCCCUGCCCACAUCAGUGGCUGGCGAAUCAUCACCUGCAUGUGCUGUACCUUUAGCCCCUCCUCCAGAAGCAUCCUCAAAUACCUCAAAUAUCACCUUAGGAGGACACGGGAGUCAUAUCAGGGGACAGAGAUGGAGCGCUAUGCUGCGUUUUCUCAGGAGGCCUUGCGGCAUGUGCGUGGGCGGGAGUGUGUUCCGUCACGUGAAGAACUUAGAGCCAUUCUCAGUAGACAAGAAAUGAUAACAACCGUGUAUUGUCAUGGGGGUGGGUCCUGCAAAAUCACUAUCAACUCCCACACCACAGCAGGAGAGGUGGUAGAUAAACUUCUGAAGGGCCUGGCCAUGGAGGACAGCAGGAACAUGUUUGCCCUGUUUGAACACAAUGGCAGCACAGAUAAAGCCAUCGAAAGCCGUGCGAUCGUGGCUGACAUACUCGCCAAGUUUGAGAAGUUGAUGGAUGGAGGAGAGGAUCAGGAUGGAGGCUGGAGGUUUUAUUUUAAGCUCUACUGUUUCACAGACACAGAAAGCAUUCCUGUAGACAGUGUGGAGUUUGCAUUCAUGUUUGAACAGGCUCAUGAGGCAGUGAUUACUGGGAAGUAUCCUGCUCCUGAGGAAACACUGCAGUUCCUGGCUGCUCUCCGACUACAAUAUCUGCUCGGGGACUACACUACCCAGAAUACUUUAUCUGACCUGGAACAGGUAUUCCCAAUGGCACGCCUGCAAGCACGCGUUCAGCGAUUUGCCCCCAGCAACACCAGUACCAUGGCAACCACAGAGAAAAAGAGGGGCAGCUUCUUGGAUGGCACACUCAGGAGGAGCUUCAGGGGCUCACUGGGGCGACAGCGGCAGGGGGAAGGGUCUGCAGCGGUGGAGGCGUGGUUUCAGGAAGAGAAAGCGGGACUAAAGAGCUGUUUGGUGGAGAAAUGGAGGAAAUUGCAGGGAAUGACUCAGGAUCAUGCCAUGAUCAAAUACAUGAACCUCAUCAGAGAGUGGCAAGGAUAUGGUUCCACACUCUUUAACGUGGAGUGUGUCGACGGGGUGUAUCCUGCAGAGUUGUGGCUGGGGGUGAGUCGUAAGGGAGUGUGUGUGCAUAAGCGGGGAGAAACAUGGCCUUUGGAGGUUUUCUCCUACGAGGAGAUUUUGUCUUUUGGAGCCCCACAGUCCAGCAUGUACAAAAUCAGUGUGGAGGGGAGAGACCUGCUCUUCCAGACUCAACAGGUGAUGGACAUUGCCAAACUGAUGAAAGCUUAUAUCAGUAUGAUCGUGCAAAAGCGCUUCAGCACCUGUCAGUCAAUCAGUAGCCACUGCAGCCAGUGCAGCAACUGGUGAACUCUUUCUUUCCUUGGACCUUCCAACUGUGUACCUAACAAACUCUGCCUUACAGAGACACACACACACACACACACACACACACACACACACACACCUGAAACAGUGUGGAAGAGGAGGGUGAGUUUACUCUAGGACAUUCCCAGAUUAAUGAAACUAUCCAAGUGUCAGUGAGUGUUCCACUCCAAAAAAAAAAACCCAAAAAGCCUAACUUUAUGGUGAUGAGGUAAAUAACCCGUGAUAUCAUUCAUCUGAAAGUGCCUAAAGAAACAAAAAGACCCAGCAGGGCUACAAGUGUCUUAAAAAAGAUGUCUGCAAACAGAGCACACAUGUACUGCAGGAAGAGCAUGUGCAGUCUCAGUUAUUGUCCAUGCACCAUGCAGGUCUGUUUAAUACUGAAUGUUUCCUAAGUGUUCCAGAAACACUGCAUUAGCGUUGAAGUUCUAGUCCAGUAGCAUUUCACUGGAGUUCUGCAGGCAGAAUCUCCAGCCAGAGACACACAGCACUAAGAUGGUGCCAUUCUGUAAGAAUGCACACACAUGCUUAUGUGCAUGCAUACACACAUAAAUGCACACACAUGUUCACAUACAUACUCACCUUUAUUCACAUACAAACUGAUCACAAAUCUAGCCUCAGCAUCUCUUUGUAUUGUAUGUGGUUAUAAUGUGCAAUGUGAUCUUAUUACUGAAAAGCUGUAUAUUUUAAAAUCGUUCUUUUUGGUAAAGCACGCUAACGUCAAGUGACUUUUGUUGCUACUAUUAUUAUUAUUAUUCUAAAGUUCUUUUACCAUGUUGCAUCAUUCUGUUUCUGAGAAGCUUAAGAAAGUAAAAUCUGAUACACCAGAAAUAUGCAAUUUUUUCUUUCCUAUGUGUAUUAGUUGUGAUAUGUAAUAAAAGAACCUGUGAAACGAAA
This is a messenger RNA of Electrophorus electricus (electric eel), 7630 nucleotides long. Lineage: Eukaryota; Metazoa; Chordata; Actinopteri; Gymnotiformes; Gymnotidae. The record is from RefSeq and is a predicted model, not a curated record.